Molecule: messenger RNA, 3258 nt
Organism: Opisthocomus hoazin
Lineage: Eukaryota; Metazoa; Chordata; Aves; Opisthocomiformes; Opisthocomidae
Source: RefSeq, a predicted model, not a curated record
GUGCCCUCCUUUGGAAAGGAGACAUUACAGACAACGGCAGUUACUCCACAGCUUGAACAAAACAUGGAUUACGUGGACUUUAUUCAUUUAAACAUUUUAGAAAAAAAAAUUCGUAACAACUCUGAGGUUUCAGUUCAGUACUUAUGUUCUAAGCCUUGUAUCAUCAACUUGGAAGCAGUUGCUUCCUCCGAAUUCAGGACUGGUGUGCCAGUGUAUAGAAAGAGAUGGAAGGAUGAAAAGAACCUUUACGUUAGCAGAACUCGACAAGUACAUUUGAAAUUUCCGAGCAUCAUGGUUUACAGAGAUGAUUAUAUCAUCAGAAACUCAAUAAUAGUGCACAGUGUGAUAUUAUACGCAUGGAUUAGUCACAAAUCAGUUAGCAGCUAUGAUGUUGAGCAGAAUGAAGACUACCAGGAUGCAGUGGCCAAGAACUACACAUUUUUAGAAGCAGUUCCACCUUUUGAACGCCCGUAUAAAGACCACAAAGUUUGUCUUCAGUGGGGUGCUGACUAUCUGUGGGUGCUCCAGGCAAACAGGAUACCUCAGUGCCCUCAUGAAAGUGAUGGUGUCCAGAUUCUCAACUUCAUAUACGCUUCCAGUGGGGAGAAGACAGGAAUUGUGAAGAAAUUUGAACAGUUUGAAAACAGAGAACUUGAGACAGUCAGACAACAUCAGAUUGAUUAUCCUAUGUUCACUGUUUCAAUCUGGCUGUAUUUACUCCAUCACUGUGAAAAGGAUCUGUGUGGUAUACUCUAUUUUAUCGAUCCGAAAGAAAUGUACAGUACUCCUGCUGUAUUUCUAAAUGAGGAAGGUUAUGUGCAUAUUCAGGUGCACCUGAUGAGAGGAGAUGACCUUGCAGUGAAAACUAGCUUCAGCCUUCCUCUGAGACAGUGGUUUCGACUGGAUCUCUCUUUUAAGGGUGGACAGAUAGAAGUAAGCAAUGUUGGGAAGAAUUUGAAAAGACAUCAUCAUCAGUCUUUUACUUUUAGGGAAGAUUUCUAUUAUGAUGACACUGCUGGAUACUUUGUUCUUGGAGGCAGUGGCUAUGUAAAUGGUAUUGAAGCAUUCUUUGGACCUGUGAAAUACUAUCGUCUCAAUGUGUUGGAAACGGAACAGAUUUCUAACCCUCUUCAUGACAAAGAAACAGUGGAACAAAUUGAACUCUACUACGACAGAUGUAUGGACAUUCAAGAAAUAGUUUAUGAGUACAACUAUAUUGUAAGGCAAGGCGAAAAAGCACAAAGAAAUUGUUACUAUGAAAACUCUUAUUUGGAGCUGAUUCAUAAUUAUGGAGAAAAAUACAAAUGUGAUGCCUUCAUGUGGGGAAAAGAGCUCAGGGAAAAGUACAACACUUUGUUCAAACUGCUGCAAGAGAUAGACUUCAGUGCUCCAGAUGUGUUAGAAGAUGGAAGCAAUACAGUUACAGAAGUUGGCCAGAGGAUAUUUGAGAAAGUUGCAAAGGGUCUAUCCCGUGCCGAUGGCCUCAGCAAUAUGGGCUCCUCUGUCCCUCUCCUGGUGGAUUCCAGUUGCUGUGGAUACCAUAAGGCUUCCUAUUUUCUUGCGGUCGUAUUUGAAACAGGGCUGGGUGUGCCCGUGGACCGUACAAAGGGACUGCUGUAUAGUUUGGUUGGCGCUCAGGGCAAUGAGAGACUUGCUGUGAUGAAUCUUGGCUAUAAACAUUACCAAGGUAUUAAUAACUACCCACUUGAUUUGGAGCUGUCGUAUGCUUAUUACAGUAAUAUUGCGAUAAAGACAUCGUUGGAUCAACACACUAUAAAAGGGGAUCAGGCAUUUGUUGAAACUAUAAGGCUGAUGGAUGAUGAACUGCUAAAAGCUCAAACAAAAGAAAAUGGUGAUGUCUUUAUGUGGUUAAAACAUGAAGCAACAAGAGGAAAUGCAGCUGCACAGCAACGAUUGGCUCAGAUGCUGUUUUGGGGCCAACAAGGAGUGGCAAAAAAUCCUGAAGCUGCCAUAGAAUGGUAUGCAAAGGGUGCAAUAGAAACAGAAGAUCCAGUGUUAAUAUAUGAUUAUGCCAUUGUGUUAUUUAAGGGCCAAGGUGUGAAAAAGAACACAAAACUUGCUUUGGAACUGAUGAAGAAAGCAGCAGCCAAGGGCUUGCCCCAGGCAGUGAAUGGAUUGGGAUGGUAUUACCACAAUUUUAAAAGAGACUACAGAAAAGCAGCUGAACACUGGUUAAUGGCUGAAGAAUUGGGAAAUCCAGAUGCAUCAUACAACCUUGGUGUCCUUUAUUUAGAUGGAAUUUACCCUGGAGUACCUGGUAGAAAUCAAACAGUUGCUGCGCGCUAUUUCUAUAAAGCUGCCCAAGGAGGACAUAUAGAAGGGACUUUACGAUGUUCUGUGUACUACAUCACAGGAAAUAUGGAAGACUUCCCUAGAGAUCCAGAAAAAGCUGUGAUCUGGGCGAAACACAUAGCAGAGAAGAACGGCUACUUGGGUCAUGUCAUCAGAAAAGCUCUCAAUGCUUAUCUGGAACUUUCAUGGCAUGAAGCUCUGCUGCAUUAUGUUUUAGCAGCUGAAACUGGGAUUGAAGUGUCACAGUCAAAUUUAGCACACAUCUGUGAAGAAAGACCAGACCUAGCAAGGAGAUACCUAGCAAGUGAUUGUGUUUGGAGAUACUACAAUUUCUCUGUUUCUCAAGUCAAUGCACCCUCAUUUGCUUAUUUGAAGAUGGGUGAUUUCUACUACUACGGUUACCAGAACCAGUCUAAAGACCUUGAGCUCUCGAUGCGGAUGUACGCACAAGCUGCGUUAGAGGGGGAUUCACAGGGUUUCUUUAAUUUGGCCCUUGUCAUAGAAGAGGGCAACUCCAUACCUUCCUACAUUCUGGAUCACUUGGAAAUUGAUCGGGCAUUGCAUUCUAGUAAUACUUCACUUCUUCAGGAACUUUAUUACAGGUGCUGGAAUAAUAGUAACCAAGAAUCAAUUAGUCCAUGCACAUUAGCAUUGCUUUAUUUUUACAUGAGAGUUAUCUGGAACAGUAUUAUACAGUCUACUCUGAUCUACUUCAUGGGAACCUUUGUUCUAUCAAUUCUGGUUGCAUUGGCAGUGCAAUGUUUUCAGUCUUUAGCUGCCCGUAAUUCUUCUGGAGCAAGGUCAGAACCAUCAUCAGAUGAACCUUCUUCCUCAGGGAAUAGCAACGAGGAUGCUACCAGACUAGGACAGCAAGAAGAAUCUACUUCUUCAAACGAUGUAGCGUGGCAGGAUUCAGACCCUCAGAAUCCUCUUGUUACAAGCUGA